Molecule: messenger RNA, 4599 nt
Organism: Amphibalanus amphitrite
Lineage: Eukaryota; Metazoa; Arthropoda; Thecostraca; Balanomorpha; Balanidae
Exons: 2
Coding region: 1409-2275 (288 amino acids)
Source: RefSeq, a predicted model, not a curated record
GCCAGUUCUGUCUUGGUAGGCACUGGGCAGGCAGUGUGAUAAGACGGUGCCCGUAACGGAGGGACGCUGGACUGGGCGGAGAGACAGUCGUGAGAGACCCUCGGACAGUUUGUGAGACUGUGACUGUGAGCUGUGAGAGGGUUCGUGGCAGACAGUCUGGUGAGAGUGCCUGUGUCGGAGGGACAGUGGACAGCGGACAGCGGACAGUCGUGAGAUGGUCCGUGACGGUCGGACAAUGGUCGGUCUGGUCCGAGUGCUCGUGGCGGGCGGGUCGGUGUUUUUGCUCUGGAUAACAGAUAACCCUGCUCUCCGCGACGGCCGUGCAUCAGAUUGCAGUACCACCACGCUAAUAAACCGGUAGAAUGCGGUGACUGUAUCAGCGAGUGCGCCGGCGCGCGGUGCGACUCGAACCGGUUGUGUCCAUCUGCUCAACACCCCCCCCCCCGUCCCCUCAGCUCACGUGGACAGACAUCCGCCCAGUCCGCGGUAUUCAGUUCUGUCGGUGUCGAGAGAGGCGCCGGACGUCCACACUCACCCGACAUCAGUGAGCUGGUGUUACGCUAGCCGUCUUUCAGUGGCCUUCAGUGGCCCUACCUCAACGUCUGCCACCGAUACCUACUUUGUCACGUAACGCCCAGUCCGUGACUGCUGUGUAGUGUGUAGUGAGCGGCGAUGUCGCGUCGCGUCGGUCGCCGCCGGCCGUGAGCCGAACAGUCGUGUGUCGAUAGCGGCGGAGUGCCGCCCGUGCGUCGUCGUCGGCGUGUGCUGCCGCCGGCGAGUCGAGUCGCUCGUGAGCGGGUCCCCGUGCGUCGGCCGCCGGCCGGCCAUGUGUUUCUGACCGUCACCUGGCGCGAUAACGGCCGGCGUUCGGUGCGCGCUGACUCGUCGGCCGGUGACGUGCCUCGGCGCGUUAUCGCCGCCUCUGUGUACUCUGCGGUGUCGACCCGGUGUAGAUGGGCCGCCUAGGGGCGGCCGGCACCAGUCGACACCCGUCCGCCAACACCGGCCCAACAGCCGCCGGCGCGGCGCUGGCUGGAGCCCGAACCCGACAGCGCAGGACGAGGCGGGACGCCUUCGAGACUGGAGCGGACGCAAGGGGCCGCAGAGGACACCGCGUGGGCUGGAGAGGACGCCAGAGGCUGCAGAGGACACCGCGUGGGCUGGAGAGGACGCGGCUCACUGCGCGUCAGAGCUGCGGAUGUGGAGGUGACAGGCCGGCUACCAGUGACCUGAGGUCAACACGGCGACUGGUGACCUGAGGUCAGGACAGUGACCAGUGACCUAAGGUCAACACGGCAACUGGUGACCCGAGGUCAGGACAGCGACCGGUGACCUGAGGUCAGCGCGGCUACCGGUGACCUGAGGUCAGGGCGGCAACCGGUGACCUGAGGCCGGCGUUGUCAGCACGAUGACGCGCAAGGGCACGGUGGUGGCAGUGGUGGUGCUGACUGCUCUGGUGGCCAUCACGGCGAUCACCCACUAUCGGAGCUGGAGUCUGAGUCAGCUGGCGUCGGGCGGCUGGCCUCCCCAGGAGCCGGUGGUUCUUCUCAGCUGGCCGACGCCCGUCGCCACACUCGAGGUGUCGCGCCAGCUGUACGCCUACCUGGAGACGCCGACAGCUUACUGCCGCCGACUGCAACUGCUCGGCGGCAGCUGCUCCUCCUCCGGCGCUCUCUCCGGACACACGCUGCUCUGCCGGGACGACGCGUACGCGCCCGAGUCGGGCCAGUGUCUGGUGUACUCGGCCAGCUCGGCCGGCGAGUGGAGCUUCGCCAGGGACGCGGCGCGCUACCAGUGCGAGGUGCACGUGUUCGACCCGGCGCUGACGACCAGCACGCCGCGGCCCGAGCACACGGCCGGGGUGCAGUUCCAUCGGCUGGGACUGGCCGGCCGCGGUCGGACCGAGACCGGCGUCCAGGCCCUGACACUCUCUGAGCUGAAGGAGAAGGUGGGGCACGCCGGCCGAGUGAUCGACUUUCUGCGCGUGGACGUGCAGGGCGACGAGUGGGGGUGGCUGGAACGGGACAUCGAGGCGCUGUCCGACGUCCGCCAGCUGGGGGUGCGAGUCUACCUGAGUCUGGACAGCCUGCGCCGCCACCACGGUCUGCUGUGGCAGCUGCAGGCGCUCGGCCUGCGGCUGGUCUACUCGGCAGCCGACAGCGCCACCGGCCGCGCCUGGGACGUGGAAGGCGUAGACGGCAAGGUGGCUGUCGUCUACGACCUGGUGUUCAUCAACCGGCGCCGCUGCCGGGCAACUUUCGGCUGCGGGGCCUGACCCAUAGCUGGAGGAGGGUACUGGCUGAGCUAGUAGCAGAAACUGACAGAACGUACGGGAAGUGACUGAAUGUGCGGAAAUUGAGCGAACCUGCGGGAAUACACCGAAUUUGCGGAAGUGGAACGAACGUGCGGGAAUGAACGAACGCUCAGGCAUUGACUGAACGUGCGGAUAUUGCACGAACGUGCGGGAAUUGACUGAACAGCUGUAUACGGAACAUCGACUGGCAUAGUGGUCAAGCCUCACUGACCGAACUGACGAAAGGUGUUGGCAGAACUGACGACAGAGGUUGGCUGAUUUGGGUCCAGGCUGUCCGUACAGGGCAAUUAAUGGGAGGCCGACACGGCCAACGCAUGAGGCGGCCUGUGGCGAAGUAGCCUUUGGAAUUAGACAGAAGCAGACGCAGGCUCCGCCUCCGACGAAGCAAUCAUAGCAAUGUAUGUAUUGUGUUGAUUAUAAUGAGGAUGAGUAGCUGGCUCAUACUGCCAUCUGUUCAGGUGAGCUCGUACCAGCCUCCACAAAUACAGAGCUUGUGAUGCUGUACCAAAUGUCGUCAGUAAGCUUUAGGUUAACCCGCGCCCGGCUGGGGGUCCUGGAUUUCCACGCCCUGCUGGGGGGGGGGGGGGUGUUUGAACACCCCCCCUUGUAACUCGGCUCCUGGGCCACGUAGCGAUACGCGGAAGGCGGCGUUCGAAAGAGCGUCAAAAAUAAUGACGAAGUCACUUCCGUCAAUUUUUUGGUCAGGUCAAAGGUCAGGUCACCAGAGGUCAUUGAAGGCAAAAUUUCGCCGAUUUCCAGGUCGAAUGUCGAAAAUUUCCAAGAAGCCAACGCCUAACUCGAGAACCAAUAGAGCUACAGCGCCGCGGAAAAGCGCAUUCGAUAGCCCUAUUAAAGCCCUUUCUGAGUAAUCCUCUCAGAUUUGACCUAACGUCAACGGUUUUGCCUGCAGGGAGCAAAAACUGCAAAAAUAGCUGAUUUUUUCGGAAACAGUUUUUCUGCAAUAGCUUUUGACCCAAGCCUUGUACGAGCUUACUUUUACCGGCAUUGUGUUCCUCUUGUCAAGACGCAUCGAAUGAACUAUAAGUUGACCUUGAAAGGUCAACUUGAAAAUUUGACCUCAGGUCAAGGUCAUGACCUGACCGGAAAGGGUCAUGUUGCAUAUCAGUCGAUCCGUAUCGUCGAGCUGAACACAUCUAAGGCGUUUUCAUCGCUCUAGCAUGCCUCUAUCAAAAGUUAUUUGCGAAAAACUGUUAGAUACCAUUCGUGACCUAAGAUGACCUCAGGGCAUAAACAAGGGUCACGGACACCAUUUUCAUGUUCAUUGUGUCUAAACCACUUGUAAUUCGGUGUUUGGGAGUGUUUAUAAUGUCUUUUGUCCAAAACAGGCGCAUUUCAAUUUUCUCCCAUUGACUUAUAAUGGGGAGGUCGCAAAAUUGACCUGACCUUAGGUCAUCAAUAUCAAAAUUCUGAGAUAUACAUUUUGUACAUGCUAUUGCUCUUAGCAAUCGCUGAAAGUUUCAAAGCGAUCGGUAACUCGGUGUAGCUAUGACAGACAUUGAAACUUUUUAUGAGGUGAGGUCACUUCAAGUGACCUGGUGACCUGACCUUGAAUGACCUUGGUCUGAAAUUUUCACAACAUGUGUAGAAUUGAUGUAUGAUAAGGUGUACCAAAAACGGCGGCGCUCCGCGCCGCCGUUUUUGAGAUAUUCCCGAAAAACCACAAGGGGGGGCGUUCAAACACCCCCCCAGCAGCGCGCGGGUUAAUGCAGUUAGACAGGUUGAGAAGUAAAGGAAGCAAUGUCCUGUCGUGAAUCGUUACUCGGGAAUCGUAUCGUCAUAAAAUCGUUAAUUGUAAAUCGAUAUUCGUUAUUAGAUUAAAAUAGUUGCACUAAUUGCCCGACAUUUCACUUAAUUAGCUUCCUCAACGUCUGGUAUACAAACAUAGCCAUUUUGGCCCCGCCAAAAUAGCCAUUUUGAUUUUCAUUUUUGAAUGUUUGCAUACCUACUAAAGCGAAGCAUUGGGCAAUUUAUGUAUCAAUUCUACCGUAGUUGCGAUUUAACGACUAACUAUUUACAACUAACGAUUUUAUGACGAUUCUAGAGUAACGAUUUAUGAAAGGUCUUUUCUGCAUUUACUUCCUCAAGCUUUAGGUUUGAUAUCGUGUCACCGCUAAAGUGUGACGCGGAAUAUGUUCGUUUAGCCAUCGUGUGUGCCGCGAAUCUGUAAUGUUUCGCAUCACAUCGUAUUUAUAAAUAAAUGUCCAAAGGCGAAUAUUCAGGAAUUUCUUCCAACGUUUUUGUUAAAUACAAAGAAACGCUAUUAC